UUCUUAUUUUUUUAAAACGUCAAAUUCGUUCCUCCUUCCUAUCUGUCGCGAUCCCUCAAUUCUCUCCUGUUCUUAGAUUCCGUUUUUUUUUCCCUUUUACUCCAACUGCAACUGAACAGCCUGCUCGGCUCGCAUGUUAUUUUCAUUUUCCCAAAAUCUUUUUCUAAAGAAACUUUAUUUUUCUGGAGAAAGUUAGGGGUUAUAUCAAUAUACUUGUAGAGAAGUAGCGAUCAUGAGCUUUCAAGAUCUGGAAGCUGGACGGCCAUUAGGGUCUCGGCAAAAUCUUAACAACGGCAAGCAAGAUGCCACCCAAGCAGUGGCUUCUGGCAUUUUCCAGAUCAACACCGCCGUUUCCACCUUCCAGCGACUCGUCAAUACCCUCGGCACUCCUAAGGACACGCCUGAGCUCCGAGAAAAGCUGCAUAAAACGAGGCUACAUAUUGGGCAAUUAGUGAAGGACACUUCGGCCAAACUUAAACAAGCUAGUGAAUCAGAUCACCGUGCUGAAGUUAGUGCAAGCAAGAAGGUAACGGAUGCUAAACUUGCGAAAGACUUUCAAGCAGUUUUGAAAGAGUUUCAGAAGGCUCAACGGCUUGCAGCUGAAAGAGAAACAGCAUACACUCCUUUUGUUCCCCAAGCUGUUCCUUCUUCAAGCUACACAGCUGGUGAGGUUGACACAAGAUCAGACGAAAGUGCUGAACAAAGGGGCCUUCUUGUGCAAUCCAGAAGACAGGAGGUAUUGCUGUUGGAUAAUGAGAUUGCAUUUAAUGAGGCUAUCAUUGAAGAAAGAGACCAAGGAAUCCAAGAAAUUCAGCAGCAAAUUGGUGAGGUGAAUGAGAUCUUCAAAGAUUUAGCCGUGCUAGUUCAUGAACAAGGAACUAUGAUUGAUGACAUUGGAACCCAUAUUGAAAAUUCUCGGGCUGCAACUGUACAGGCAAAAUCCCAUCUUGUGAAAGCUGCAAAGACUCAGAGAUCAAAUUCUUCCCUGACCUGUUUGCUACUGGUGAUAUUUGCAAUUGUGAUUCUGAUCGUGAUCAUAGUACUGGCAGCCUGAUAAACAAGCUCAUCCAAUGUGAUUGAAGAACCAUUUAGGUAUUGUUUGGAAAGUCACCUAGUUGGGUGUAAUUGUUUGUAAUUACACAAGGAUGACAUGUUUGGGUAACCAUUGUAAUUGAUAAGUCCCACCAAAUUGGGUGACCUUAAAGAUCCUUAAGAUCUUCUCGGGAAGAGGAGGGUGAACCUUUUGGUAAUGCAUUUGAUCAUGUUGUUUUGUGAGGCAUGAUGUCUGACUGGAGUUUCACUAAAAUUCUUAGUAUAUAGCAUGUGGUUAUCGGUCAUUCAUUGUGAUGUUUUUGUUCAUCUUUGGGUAGGUUCUUUUUAGUGUAAGUUGUUUUUGGGUUUAUUGAGGUUGUGUUACAGCUUUCUUGCGUUGCGUGCUCCCUAUUGUUUUCUUGAAAUUUCGUGUAAUAACCAGUUAUAAUUCUUUGUUUCUCAAUAUACAUGCAUUUUGCAUAGUGCCUUCUGGUA
Molecule: messenger RNA, 1527 nt
Organism: Gossypium raimondii (Peruvian cotton)
Lineage: Eukaryota; Viridiplantae; Streptophyta; Magnoliopsida; Malvales; Malvaceae
Product: syntaxin-22
Exons: 7
Coding region: 233-1054 (273 amino acids)
Biological process (GO): intracellular protein transport; vesicle-mediated transport; vesicle fusion
Cellular component (GO): endomembrane system; SNARE complex; membrane
Molecular function (GO): SNARE binding; SNAP receptor activity
Source: RefSeq, a predicted model, not a curated record